Molecule: messenger RNA, 544 nt
Organism: Acromyrmex echinatior (Panamanian leafcutter ant)
Lineage: Eukaryota; Metazoa; Arthropoda; Insecta; Hymenoptera; Formicidae
Gene: Vav
Product: Vav guanine nucleotide exchange factor
Biological process (GO): cell migration; regulation of GTPase activity
Cellular component (GO): cytoplasm
Molecular function (GO): guanyl-nucleotide exchange factor activity; protein binding
Source: RefSeq, a predicted model, not a curated record
CAAAGUGGAUGGGAUGGUCAUUAAUUGAUGCACGAGGGUCAUAAUUAACAGGAUGCUUCCGAUCGACUCGUGUUCGUGUGUGUGCGUGUGUGUAUAUGUGUGUGAGAGGCGGCCUCCUGGAGGAACCUGGAGCAUAGUAUCGGCCGGAAACCAGGAAUGUGGAAUGCAGGAUGUAGGAUGCAGCAAUGGGACGGCGCAGCAUCGUCGAUGGAAUCGAUGGCUUUGAAUAAAGGAUUGAGCAAAGUGAAUAGCAGCUACUCCAAAUCAAUCUGUAUGAAGAAGGGAUGCCGCGAUAGCCGAUGGUACCAUCCACGGACUACCGAGCGAAUCCACGAACGCCGCUACAACGGAUCGUGCACUGAGUACCGUUGGCCCCGAGAGAAUAACAAGCUGCGCGAUGACUUCCGUUUCAGUGUCCCGAAGAGGCCCUUCCAUGGUUCGAGAGAUGCUCGGCUUGGAAUUGUCGGAUAGCAGCCUGAUGAAUGGAACCUUGGAAUUUAAUGCAUGAAAUAUCUGCAAAAUUAUAACUGUGCCUUCAAUGUCC